AUGUGGCUCCUGGGCACCGCGCGCGCGAACCUCGUCUUCUUUCCCCAACCCGAAGACGUUCCUGGACUCGGCUAUGCUAUCCUGUCGCAUACCUGGGGAAGAGAAGAAGAGACGUUUCAAAAGCCACACCCGUCGUCACCACCAUGGUUCAACCCACGCGAUCGCCUCACUCCAAAGGUUCGAUCAUUCCUUGAGCUCGCCGAACAGCACGGGUACGAGUACGCUUGGGUAGACACGUGCUGUAUCAACAAGGAGAGCAGUUCCGAGCUAUCGGAAGGCAUCAAUUCCAUGUUCCGCUACUACGCCGUCUCUACCAUCUGCUACGUCUACCUCAGCGACGUCAAAUACUCCGACACUUAUUUAGACGAGAUGUGGGUCGCCUUCCGAAACAGCCGCUGGCAUGAGCGGGGUUGGACCCUCCAAGAGCUGAUCGCGUCCCGCAUGCUCGUGUUCUACUCUGAGGAGUGGAUAUGUCUGGGCACCAAGUACGAGCUCGCCGAUCGCCUAAAAGGAGCAACCGGGGUCUCCGCGGCGGUCCUCCGCUUCGAGAGCUCGUUUACCGACGAGACCAUCGCGACGCGCAUAUCCUGGGCGGCGCAUCGGGACACCACGAGGCCGGAAGACGCCGCCUACAGCCUCUUCGGGCUUUUCGGGGUCAAUAUGCCGACGCUCUACGGCGAAGGGCGGCUCGCAUUCUGCCGGCUCCUCAUGGAGAUCUCGAAGACCUCGCGGGAUCCUUCGAUUUUUCUCUUGGGAGAACAAGUGGGUGUGUACGACUUGGACGAAAUCAAAUCUGGCCUCCAGCGAAAUCCCGGAAGCCAAACCCGUCGUCAUCUUCUCCCCCUUCAGCCUUCGCGCGGACUUAAUUCUGUGUUCUACGACCCAAGUGCACGAUCUCAGACAGGACAAAAUGGGGUACGCUGGUAUGGAUAUCAUUCCACGCUGUGCUACAUUGACAACCAUUUUAGCACUAUUCGACUGCAAGCGCAACUGCAGCUCUCAGCGCUCCCACGUUCUCCACGUCGCCAGGUGGGAUCGAGCUCCGCGCGGCCGUUCUGCCUCUGGAUGAUACAAAUAGAUUCCUCCUCGUCGACUUGUUCUGCAAAGGUAUCGAUCCCAGACCCCUUUUCCUCUUCCUUCAAAGGGUGGACGACGAGAGGUCCAACGAUGGCGCUGCUCCGCUCUACCAGCCCGCGGAGAAACCUGUUGUGUGGAUGA
Molecule: messenger RNA, 1218 nt
Organism: Epithele typhae
Lineage: Eukaryota; Fungi; Basidiomycota; Agaricomycetes; Polyporales; Epitheliaceae
Product: heterokaryon incompatibility protein-domain-containing protein
Exons: 2
Coding region: 1-1218 (405 amino acids)
Source: RefSeq, a predicted model, not a curated record